Molecule: messenger RNA, 2210 nt
Organism: Pomacea canaliculata
Lineage: Eukaryota; Metazoa; Mollusca; Gastropoda; Architaenioglossa; Ampullariidae
Product: poly(A)-specific ribonuclease PARN-like
Exons: 22
Coding region: 157-2001 (614 amino acids)
Biological process (GO): nuclear-transcribed mRNA poly(A) tail shortening
Cellular component (GO): cytoplasm; nucleus
Molecular function (GO): RNA binding; metal ion binding; poly(A)-specific ribonuclease activity
Source: RefSeq, a predicted model, not a curated record
AAAAGAGACAAGAUUAGGAACAUUACCACUUUUAUCAUUUAGAAAAUAAAAUUUUAGUUAAUUAGACAAUAUUUUGGUUGGACGUCUCUGUAUAUUUGUGCUUCUUACAUAAUAAACGUGAUUUUUUUCAAUUGGAAGGAGCCAUAGGCGGCAAAUAUGGAGAUAACAAAGACCAAUUUCAAAGAGAAGUUUGAGGAAAUAGCAAAGGCAAUUGAUGAGGCUACAUUCUUGGCAUUUGAUACAGAAUUUACAGGACUAGACAACCUUCAGCAUGGCCACAUUUCUCCUUUUGACUCAACGAGUGAACGAUACACAAAGCUUCGAAAGGAUUCACUAGACUUCCUCGUCAUUCAGUUUGGCCUAUGUGCUUUUAAAGCUGACACUGAAAAUCAAAGCUAUGAGGCCCGUCCCUUCACAUUCUACAUCUUUCCACGUCCUUACUCACGGCAAGCACCAGACAGGCGGUUUCUUUGUCAGAGUUCAAGCAUUGACUUCUUGGCACAUCAAGGGUUUGACUUCAAUAAGCUUUUUCGUGAGGGCAUAUCCUACCUGACGCAAGCACAGGAACAGAGCAUGCGGGAAGCUCUGAAUGCAAAGCACCAACAGUUUACCCGAUUCUCAUCACCAGCAAUUUUCAGUCCCGAUUCAGCAGAUGCAGGGCCCAGUAAGGGUCCUAUUCAAAUUCCAGAUGAGCAGAAAGACUUCAUUGAAGGAGUUUGUAAGAAAAUUGGAAGUUUUUUGGAAACUGCUCAGGAUGAAGAAGCUAUGAAACUGGAUCCUUGCAAUGGAUUUCAGAGAAAAUUGAUCUACCAAACAGUUCACAGCAAGUUCUCUUCAGUACAUCUUGAGACAAAAACAGGGUACAAGAAGGAACGCUUUAUAGUGGUCACUCGAGUGGGAAAUGAUGAAGAGUUGAAGAAAAAGGAAAAGGAAAAGCAGAAUGCAGAAAUUAUGGAGGUGGAAGAGGCCAUUGGGUUUUCCAAAGUCUUCAAAUUAAUAACGGAGUCAGGCAAGCUUGUUGUGGGGCACAACAUGUUGUUGGAUGUUAUGCUCACUCUCAAUCAGUUUGGUUGCCCUUUGCCAGAGGAGUUGGAGGAGUUCAAAGACAUGGUCAAGUGCUGCUUUCCAAAUUUGUUGGACACCAAGCUGAUGGCCUCAACACAUCCAUUCAGGGAAAUCAUACCAAGCUCUGUCCUGGAAGAAAUGAGAAAAACACUAGAGAAGGAGCCCUUUACCCUGGCCAAGGUUGUGCUGGCUGAUGGCUUUAAGCAUUAUGAGAAUGCAGAGGUGUACCACGAAGCUGGAUAUGAUGCAUACAUCACAGGCAUCAUGUGUGCCACCAUGUGUAACUACUUAGGCGGCAUCAAAAAUUCUGCACAUCCAUUUGCCUUGCCAACCUCUCCAACUACGCAGCCCUUCAUAAACAAAUUGAACCUGAUGAGAAUGGCUGAUGUUCCAUAUCUUAACCUCAGUGGUCCAGACUUGCAGCCUGCAAGAGAUCAUGUGUUCCACCUAACAUUUCCUAAAGAAUGGAAAGCAUCUGAUAUCAACCACCUUUUUUCUCCUUAUGGUACAAUACAGAUAAACUGGCUGAGUGACACUUCAGCAUUUGUAUCACUUCACAAGAGAGACUCAGCUAAUGUUGUCUUGAAAACGCUCUGCCAAGACAAGACCAUGUUCCAGCUGAUACCGAUUCAGGUUUUUAAAGGAGGACAAGCAGCAGAUAUUCCAAGUAGAAAGCGGGUCUCUCUUGAUGCUGACAUCAAGCUUCCUUCCAACAAGAAACUGAAGUCUAACAGCAAUGAAGAAGCCAAGCCACUCAAUCUUGUCACUGUGCCUCUCAUCCCUGAGGAGGCAGAAAUGCCGCUAGAGGAAAGGAGUCAGCGAAUAACACCGAGUCUAUUGUUUCAUCUAGCUCACAUCCAGGGGCAUCAGAUGAGAAACUUUUUGCAGAACCUGUCAACUGGUGACCAUCAGUUCUGUACAAGAGACAGCCUCUAAAACAAAAAUAAAUGGAUGUGCAACCAGCGUUAUACAAAAACUGCUGUGUGAAAUCACUCUGGUGAAAAGACUAUGCAUGUGUUUUUGAGAAAUACAUGAAGAAGCUGGCCAACGCUGUUCAUAAAAUAGUGCAAAAGAGAUCUUCAUUUACCAGAUGUUAUAGACUACUCAUAAAUAAAAUUUCUGAGGCAUCAGACUGGCUUUUAUCA